AUGGCUAUUACCAUAACAUUUGGUCCUAAUGGCCAUUAUCACGUCAAUAAGGGUACAGGAGAUGAACAGGGUCCUGAUUUCCACUUCUUGCCUAUUUCUGGGUCAACAAAGCUUCGUCGCAUGCUAAAUGAAACGAAUGAAUUGAUUGUUUGUCCCGGUGUCUAUGACGGUCUGUCAGCACGUAUUGCCAUGCAGCUUGACUUCAAAGCGCUUUACAUGACCGGUGCAGGUACUACGGCAUCACGAUUAGGAAUGGCUGACCUCGGUCUCGCUCAACUGCACGAUAUGAAAACGAAUGCGGAAAUGAUUGCUAACCUCGAUCCUAACGGUCCGCCGUUGAUUGCUGAUAUGGAUACUGGAUAUGGAGGACCUCUCAUGGUGGCCAAAUCCGUACAACAAUACAUCCAAGCCGGCGUGGCUGGAUUCCACAUUGAAGAUCAAAUGCUCAGUAAGCGAUGCGGGCAUCUAGCCGGAAAGAAGGUUGUUAGCCAGGAAGAAUACCUCACGCGGCUUCGUGCUGCCAAAUUUACCAAGGACCGACUUCAGUCAGACAUUGUUCUCAUUGCUCGGACCGAUGCACUGCAACAACACGGAUAUGAAGAGUGUAUCAAUCGACUUAAAGCGGCGCGCGACCUUGGUGCUGACGUUGGCCUACUGGAAGGAUUCACAUCAAAGGAGCAGGCCCGUCAAGCCGUCCAAGAUCUAGCCCCCUGGCCGCUUUUGUUGAACAUGGUGGAAAAUGGUGCUGGUCCUGUAAUCACGACACAUGAAGCUAAGGCGAUGGGGUUUCGGAUUAUGAUCUUCUCUUUCGCCUCAUUGGCACCGGCUUACAUCGGCAUCAAAUCUGCUUUGGAGAGACUCAAAACCGAAGGUGUGGUAGGCACGCCUGAGGGUCUCAGUCCUAGGAAGCUGUUUGAGGUCUGUGGCCUGUCGGAUUCAAUGAAAAUCGACGCUGAUGCCGGGGGACUCGCCUUCACCAAUGGAGUGUAA
Messenger RNA from Talaromyces atroroseus, 990 nucleotides. RefSeq lists its product as hypothetical. The record is from RefSeq and is a predicted model, not a curated record. The coding region runs from base 1 to 990 and encodes 329 amino acids. Gene Ontology annotation, molecular function: catalytic activity. NCBI's taxonomy places the organism in Eukaryota, Fungi, Ascomycota, Eurotiomycetes, Eurotiales, Trichocomaceae. The transcript is spliced from 3 exons.